Messenger RNA from Labeo rohita (rohu), 1519 nucleotides. RefSeq names its product retinal degeneration 3, GUCY2D regulator (gene rd3). The transcript is spliced from 3 exons. Bases 196 to 849 code for a protein of 217 amino acids. The record is from RefSeq and is a predicted model, not a curated record. NCBI's taxonomy places the organism in Eukaryota, Metazoa, Chordata, Actinopteri, Cypriniformes, Cyprinidae.
CUGAUGAUGCAUGUGGCAGAAUAGGCUUGGGGAGCAUCGCUAUAGCAACCGCAAACAGAAAGGCACUUCAGAGCAAUCUCAGAGAGGAAAUGUGACCUGGGCCAUUACACAUCUACAAGCCCUACAAGACGACCGAAUCACUUCUAAAGGUAAAACCAAAGGUGAGCAGCAGAGGUGCCUGUGACAACGGCGAGCAUGUCGUGGUUCAGCUGGAACGAGCCGUACUAUCGGAGCCCACGACGUGAGCCGUCUGAAGUGGUUACGGACACCCUGAUGCUGGAGCUGAGCUGGCAGAUGAAGGAAGCCGAGAGGCAGCAGCGGGAGCGAGACAAUGAAUAUCGGCGCCUGAAGAGCGGCGUGGACUACAGCUGGCUCAUGAGCACCCCACGCAGCUCUUAUGACAUCAGCCAAGGAGAGAGACUCGGCCUUGAGGACCUGUGUAGCAAAGUACCACCAUCAUACUGCGGAUCUGUAAUACAAAGGUUUCGGCAGGUGCUGAUGGAGAAUGAGCCUGAAGUGCAGGAGGUUUCCGGACUCUUCCGCUCUGUGCUCGUGGAAACACUUGAGCGUGUUCAAGAGGAGCAGGAGGCGCAGCGUCUGACCCACCAGUGGAACAACAGACGCUCCAUUAGCCUGUCAUUGAUGAGCUUCAAGUCUCGCGUGCGGAUCAACCCUUUCGGCAGCACCUUGGGACUGAAACCAAAUAGUUACGGCUCGGAGGAAGAUGGAGUUGAUGUUAAGACUGUGUGUGGGGAUGUAGAGAAGGGCCUUACUCAGACAACAGAGAAAGCGCAGCGUGUGUGGAGCAUGCCAGACUUCAGACAUAAGGGAAUCAAUGGGAAAGCUUGAGUGUCUGUGAGUGGGAUUCAGCAGGAUCUGGUCCAGUCAAUGACUGUCUGAUAUUCCCAGCAUCUCCUUCACUUUCAAUGUAUUUAUAUUUCCAUAAGUAUGAAAGUAAGAGGUUUGUGGGGAUGUUGGAAAAUAAAACCUAAGUCUUACAAGGAAAACAUCAUAAUUCAAUAAAUAUGCCACAAGAACCAUAGAUCAUAAAGCCACACUUUUCAUUUUUGACUGAAUGUGCAUAUUCAGUAAAUUCCUAAAACAAUUUGUAUAUCAAGCUAUUCUGAAAUAGUACAGUUGCCUAAUUUAUCCUGUGAACUUUAGAAAAUAUGGGGUUUUUAAUGGCCCUUCUGUUUUACAAUUGAUAUAAUUUUUAAAUAAAAUAUUCCAGUGCAGGUCAAGUUUUGUAACAUUGCCCCAUUUUUCAAAACAGGGGCUGCUGAAUUUGGUGUGGAAAUGUUCAGAUGCUUGUGAUUGGUAGAUUUUUAUUUAUUUUUUGCUUGUUGUAUGACGGUCUUGUGAACGUAUGUGCAAGUGUGUAAGUGAUGAGUUGUUUGCGAAACAUUUAAAUUAAUUUUAAUUAAUUACUUUAUCAACUGAGUUACAAUCAGUUUAACUGUAGAAUGUAAAUGAAUGUUUUAAUUUCAUUGUGCUGAAAAAUAAAAAUUUAUGCACGUUU